AUGCUACUGUUUAUCUCUUCGAAAUCUGAGGUGGAUGCAUGCUACCUUGUCCCGGCUUUUUCGGGUCUUUUCUGUCCUUAUUGGCGUGAAGACGCUCGGGGUGCACUGGUCGGUCUGACCAGCUUUAUCGGAAGGACCCACAUUCUACUCGCAGGCCUUCGCGCUUCAGCUUACCAGGUCGAUGAUCUGCUCAGUUCUGUGCAUCAGAUGCAAAAUAAUUCACGUUCUUUCUCGGCUUCACUGGGAGGCUCAUAUUUUUCUGGCUCUGUUGACCGUUUCUGUUCUAUCAUAUCAGCAAAACCUAAGGAGACCGAUAGUUAUUGCAUGGCCCUAGUCCCAGUGGAUUCUGAUGAUGCCUUAGGGCAUCCAGGUCGUAUAACCCAGAUCCUGGUGGACGGGGGCCUGGCAAGCAGCCAGCUAGCGAUGAAGAGUCUAGCUGACAUAACUGGCGUCACUGUGAUACGACCCAGAAACUCCGAUUUAAUUACUUCGAUAGGUGUUGGUGUCUGUACUCUCCUGGCACUGGGAAUGGAUCCAACCGAUUUGCUUAGUCUCCGCGAUACUCUGGACAAGCCAGGCACAUUAGCAACUUCCGGCUAUCGAACUAGUGUCAAAGUCUUCGAGCCCUCCACAACUGUAGAGCAACGCAAGAACUUGCGUGCCGCCUGGAAAGAGGCGGUGAAACGCAGCAUUGGCUGGCGUACCAACGGUGGUCUUGUCGAUCUGGAGUCAGGCAAAUCACCUGAUAAGGUAAUUCCCAGCUUCUGCCCUGUGAUUUUCAAUUUAUAUUUUGCGAUAUCUAAUUUGUUUUAA
Protopolystoma xenopodis is the source of this 813-nucleotide messenger RNA. The record is from the annotation of a GenBank genome assembly. NCBI's taxonomy places the organism in Eukaryota, Metazoa, Platyhelminthes, Monogenea, Polystomatidea, Polystomatidae.